AUGACGAUCCCGACAAGGACAAACUUAGCAAAGAACCCAAUUGCUGAGAAGAUAAUUGCUGAACAAUUCCUCGCCGCUGACCUGUCUGAGGUUGACAAACUACGAGAAGAAGCAAAAAAGUACAACUACAAAAGGCAGGUGGUGUACCGAAAUGUUGCUCUCUUCGCUCUUCUUCAUGUCGGAAGUCUCAUCGGUCUCUACCAGGUUGUGUUCGAUGCAAAAUGGCAGACCAUCGGAUGGAUGCUGUUCCUACAUAUCUUCGGAGGACUUGGAAUUACUGCUGGUGCCCAUCGUCUCUGGUCUCACCGCUCGUACAAAGCCGCUCUACCCUUGCGAGUUCUGCUGAUGAUCAUGAACAGUUCAGCUCUUCAGAAUGACAUCAUCGAAUGGUCUCGUGAUCACCGUUGUCACCACAAAUGGACCGACACUCAUGCAGAUCCUCACAAUACCAACCGCGGUUUCUUCUUUUCGCAUAUGGGAUGGCUUCUCGUCAGGAAACAUCCACAGAUCAUAGAACAAGGAAAGAAGCUCGACCUAUCAGACCUCUACGCCGAUCCUGUAUGCACCUUCCAGAGAAGGUACUACCUACCGCUGGUGUUGAUUUUCUGCUUCCUGUUGCCGACAGCGAUUCCUGUCAAGUUCUGGGGAGAAUCGGCGUUUGUUGCGUUUUACACUGCUGGACUUCUGCGAUACACCCUCCUGCUUCACGCUACAUGGCUGAUCAACAGCGCAGCCCAUAAAUUCGGUUUCAAGCCUUAUGACACGAGGAUCUCACCCGUAGAGUCGGUCUGGACUACUGUCUCAGCAAUCGGAGAAGGCGGCCACAAUUUCCACCACGUUUUUCCGCAGGACUACCGUACUUCGGAAUACUCUCUGAAAUUGAACUGGACUAGAAUCUUCAUCGACACCUUCGCAGCUCUCGGUCUAGUGUACGAUAGGAAAUCGUUCUCCGAAGAAGUUAUUCAACGACAGUGCGAAAAAUAUGGCAAUCCCGAGCAGCGUGGAAAAGCAUUUUUAUGA
Messenger RNA from Cooperia oncophora, 1020 nucleotides. Lineage: Eukaryota; Metazoa; Nematoda; Chromadorea; Rhabditida; Trichostrongylidae. The record is from the annotation of a GenBank genome assembly.